AUGAAUACCUGUAGUAAUAAGAAAAAAGGGGGGAGGGUAGUUUAUAACUUCAAAUAGCAUCUCUAGAAGCUACCUUGUUUUUCAUGUGAAGAGAGUUGUUUUGAAUGAGGGCAUGGAAACCAGUAAGUAAUGGCUUCUGUUUUUGUUGUACAGUUUCCAGAAAGUUUUGACUGAAGACUCUAUGCACUGUAGUUCUUUCCACAGAGAGCUGACUGAUAUUUGAAGAAGUUUUUUUAUUUCUCCAAGAAAAAUGUAUCUUUCCCAAGUCUCACUCUUGUUCUUUAAUAUAUGUAUUUUUAUUUGUGGAGAAACUAUACAAGAUUCUCCAGUAGUUAACACUGUAGAAAAUAUGUCUCAUAUAAAAGAUGAAAGUAAAAGUAACGAUACUGUUUAUAAAGAAGAAUGUGAGAAAUCAUGUGAUAUUAAAACUAAAACUACACGAGAAGAAAAACACUUCAUGUGUUUAGAUUGUACUGCUAUUAAAGAUACUGUUGGCUCUGUCACCAAAACACCAAGUGGUUUAUAUAUAAUCUACCCAGAAGGAUCUAGCUAUCCAUUUGAGGUAAUGUGUGACAUGGAUUACAGAGGAGGUGGAUGGACUGUGAUACAGAAAAGGAUUAAUGGAAUAAUUGAUUUCCAAAGGUUGUGGUGUGAUUAUCUGGAUGGAUUUGGUGACCUUUUAGAUCAAAUUAUAUUUAUUUUUCCUUUAUCUUUUUUUCUUCUUUUCGGCAUUACACCUAUAGACUGUCUUGUGGUCAAAUUGUUACAUCGCUUCCCUGGAAAACUGCUUGCAAUUUUGGAAUUCAAUGGGGCACAUGGACCAAAAACCACUCGCCUGUCAAGAUUAAAUCUGUUUCAAUGAAAAUUAGAAGAACUUAACAAUCCAUAUUUUAAGUAAUUUUAUUUUAAAUUGUAAUUCAUGUUUCAUAAACACUCUUCUUACUGAGUUUUUCAAACAUUUUAGCCAAAAUUUAACUAUAGAUGACAUCUAAGGGUUGAGAGUGUAAUUAGAAAACUUUAAUUUUGUAGAGUUUUAAUGAAAGAAAGCAUGGCUCUAUGUGU
Pipistrellus kuhlii (Kuhl's pipistrelle) is the source of this 1062-nucleotide messenger RNA. It is a transcript of the gene ANGPTL5, whose product is annotated as angiopoietin like 5. The record is from RefSeq and is a predicted model, not a curated record. The coding region runs from base 251 to 862 and encodes 203 amino acids. Gene Ontology annotation, biological process: blood coagulation. Lineage: Eukaryota; Metazoa; Chordata; Mammalia; Chiroptera; Vespertilionidae. The transcript is spliced from 5 exons.